Messenger RNA from Anopheles funestus (African malaria mosquito), 2100 nucleotides. RefSeq names its product zinc finger protein 883-like. Gene Ontology annotation, cellular component: nucleus. NCBI's taxonomy places the organism in Eukaryota, Metazoa, Arthropoda, Insecta, Diptera, Culicidae. The record is from RefSeq and is a predicted model, not a curated record. Gene Ontology annotation, molecular function: RNA polymerase II cis-regulatory region sequence-specific DNA binding; DNA-binding transcription activator activity, RNA polymerase II-specific; zinc ion binding. Bases 94 to 1866 code for a protein of 590 amino acids. The transcript has 3 exons. Gene Ontology annotation, biological process: regulation of transcription by RNA polymerase II.
CACAGGGUGAACAACUGGUGCUGGUGUUUAUGUGUUGUGAACUGAUUUUGUUGCUUAAUUUUUCAAAUUUUACUUCAUGUUUGCAUUCACAAAAUGACCAUUUUCAAUCUGCUCACGUUUCCCAACGUUUGUCGUGCAUGUCUGCAAUCGAUACAUCCCGACCAGAUGAUGGCGCUCGAUACGCAUCGUCCAUUGCUGGAGGGAACGAUCUCAACAUUCCUGCAGGAUAUCUCGUUCAAGCUACCGGCAACUACCUCGCAAUUCCUACCCACAUCCGUGUGUAUAGCAUGCCUUGAGGUGAUGGAAUUCUUCAGCAAGUAUAGACGAAAAAUCAAUCAUCUCCAUGAGUUUCUUGCUGCCUUGGUGCAAGUGAAGCUAGGGGACGAAAGGCCACUGCGAGAUUUGUUUGAAAGUAAAACAGAUGAACUGGAGAUGUUGUUCCGGGAUUUGGAUCUGUGUAACAAGAUCGAUGUAGGAGUGAACGAUCUGUUGGCUGAGUACGAUCAAUACGUCAUUGCUUCCAUGGAAAUAAUGACCGGACUCGAGCAGGAUGAACCCAUGGAGAAAGAGCUGUUGGUUUACGGUUCGGAGGAAGAGAGCGAAGUAACACAUUCGACACCAGCUGAACAAAAUCAUUUGAAAAUAGAGUUUGAAUCGGUCGAACAGAAUGAUAGCGAGGGCGAAGAGUUUACAACAAUGGAUGAUGAUAAUGAGGAGAAGCACGCAGUAUCCAAAGACAGAUCUGAUGAGAAACUUAAUUCGAAGCGGCAACAGUUCCAUUGCGAAAAAUGUCCCUAUAAGACGAUGUUUACCGUUGCGCACACUAUCCACGUGAAGAAGCAUGAACAGAACGAAGGAAAAGUUGGGUACGUGUGUAAUAAUUCGUACUGUUUGCAAAUGUUCGAUACGCCAGAAGAACUCAAGCAGCACAAAAAAAGUAACCCGCAUAAAGAAUAUGUGUGCGAAAUUUGUGGCAACGUGUUGAAGCAUCGGAUCUCGCUGGAGGUGCACUUGGAGCGUCACGUCGGUAUUACGCACUUCCAGUGUACGUACUGUUCUUCCUCGUUUCAUACCAAAACGGAGCUGCAAAACCAUAUCGCAGCCAUCCACAUCAGUGAAGACCGAGCCGAGUGCCAAACGUGCGGUGCUGUGUUUACCAGCAAUAAGCUGCUUAAGCAGCACACCGAUUCCCACGUUACGGAGCGUAAUUUCCACUGUGUGGAAUGCAAGCGGUCGUUCAAAACGCAACAUCAUUUAAACCGUCACUUCAAAGCCGUUCAUACGGAUGUUCGGUUCCAGUGUGAGCACUGUGAAGCUUCGUACAGCCGGCGAGAUAAGCUGCGAAUGCACGUAGAGAAAGCGCACCAGAUACAAACGUACUUCGUGUGCGAUAUUUGUCUCCGAUCGUUCGACAAUGAUGAGGCACUGCAGCAGCACCUCUCUCGUCAUAAGUACCCGCAGCAUCUGGAAUGUGGAAUCUGUUUGAUUGUAUGCCUGACGGAGAAAGAUUUCAACAAGCAUUCGUGCAUUACGUACCAGGAUAAUUAUGUUUGCUGUGGGCACGAUUUUAAGCAUCACACGGUGUACAACAAGCACAUGAUGCGGCACGGCAUCAAGGUGAAUGCUAGAGUACGGCCAAAAACGAACAUACUGAUUGGACAGGAAAGGGCGUUACGAACAGCGGCAGAAUCUCGCUCGACGAAAUAUUAUUUGCCGAGUGUAGAGAAAGAAACGGAGACACCGCAAAAAUAUGACUGUUUAGAGUGUGGGGUCAGUUUCAGUACUAUUCGGAAGCGGAAUCAGCAUAAGUGUUCCGUCAAUGAAUUGAUCGAUGAUAACAGUGCAGCUAUAUUAAGCUGUGUCUAAACAAUGCGACGAAGUUUAAAAAAUGUUGCAUGAACUAAAUUAAUUACUACGAUUUUUUAUUGCACCUCAUUUAGUGUGAAUUAAAAUUGAAACAUCAACAUUGAGAUUAAUCUAUAGAUCGACAACUUGCAAAUUAGUGAACUUUUCAAAUCAAAGAUCAAGUUUCAGAUCAAUUGCCGGUAUUAAAUCAAGCAAACCAAUCCCAACAGCGAUGGCACGGGUUAGAAAUCGAUG